Paraglomus brasilianum is the source of this 1593-nucleotide messenger RNA. Lineage: Eukaryota; Fungi; Glomeromycota; Glomeromycetes; Paraglomerales; Paraglomeraceae. The record is from the annotation of a GenBank genome assembly.
UUGAAUCUAUAGAAAGCAUGAAACGUCGAAUAGUUGUUGCAAGAUAUAGGACAGAUUUUCUAGCACUCGACACUUCCCAUUGCGAGAAUAUAGUGAAAGGGGAAUUUUUUAAAUUGGACAAAUCUACCAUCACAGAAUCUUCAUUUAAGGAACUCUUUGGGACCAACGAAUAUAUCCUUAUCCGUCGUGAUAUGGAAGUUCUAAUUGAUGAAUUGAAGAAAGGUCCCUUCAUGGAGCAAACGAAUUUAACAUACCUCUUGAAAGGCGCGGGUGGGGUUGGUAAAACGACGACGCUGUAUUUCGCUUCUAUUAUCGCUCAAAGAUCGGGAUGUCUUACUAUGUAUAUCAACGCCAAAUUUUUUACGAAUGGUACACGAUGGAUCAAUCAGAAAGUGUGCGAGUUUUUGGAACCAUGGGCCUUGCGAAAUCAGGACUUGCUAAAGCAACUUCCGUCAUCAUCAAAAGUUACAAUGUUUGAUGCAGCUAUGGAAGCAGCAAAGGAUAUUCAAAAUUCGGUCGUACUCUUCAAUUUUCUCAUUGAAGAUCUCCAGAGGACAGUUCGGGUUCCUGUUGUUAUUUGCAUAGACCAAUAUAAUGCGUUCCUUGUGGAUCAUGAGGCAGUUCUGGAGUAUAACAAGGCGCCGACCACUAUAUCAUGGGGAAGCAAUCCUAUUGGUAGGAUAUUCUCCGACUGGAAUAACUUCAAUGUCCAACGAGGUGCCGUCCUAUUUGCCUUCACAUCUUCCUAUCAUGGCGGUAAAACAGCAAUUGAUGGAAACUCGAGACUAUUUACACGUAUUUCACCCUACAACAAUGAUGAAUGGGCUAAAAUGACCAAUCGUUUCACAGACAGUUUGCCUCCUGAUACUGGUUUCCUAAGGAACUUUGUUGGUGGUAUACCUAGAGAACUCGGCCGCUUCAUGAAGAUUUGGGAUAAGGAACAUCAUAAUGGGGUAGACAACGUGAUGAAACUUUAUACUAAGGAUGCAACAGAUUAUUAUAAAGAAAGAAUUCAGAGGUUGUUGGAUAAGAAGAGAAUGAAAGAAGAUGUCAAGGAAAGCACCGUAUUUGCAGCAAAAAUUUUUAUGGGAUCAUCUAUGGAUGAUGUACCAGAUUCGUGGGAAAAUUCUGGGAUGGUGGUGGUACAAGGACAAACUUAUAAGUUAUGCUGCCCUGCAGCAGAGUUGGCAAUAUUUAAAGCAUUUGACGACAGCCACACAAAAAAUGCCAUCAGCAUAUUGAGAGGGGAUAAAACGAUAAGCUGGCGGGUGCUAGAGCUCUGUGUGCAACAUCGCUUUCGGAUGGCAGCUAUGAGUGCCAAUAUUGUUGAAAUGGAGUAUACAGAUCUAACACAAAAAAAAGAAAAAGAAAAAAUUCAAAUAUCUGCCCAAAACAUCAUCAUUCAUAAUGAUAUUCCUGUCGAGCUUCCGACCAUUCAUCCAGGAACAGUUUAUAUUUGUUGGCGAGGUGCAGCUGUGGUCGAUUUUUUUAUUUACAAUCACGAUUGCAAGAAGAUAUUUCUACAAGUAUCUGAACAACCUUAUGCAAAGCACAAAACUAAACUUCCCGAUCUAUUUACCACCACCAUAACCC